AUGGUCUUUAAUUUAUUUUUAUUUACUUUUUUUUACAUAACCAUAACGAUAAGUACUGUUCUCGGUCAAACAGUACCUAUCGAUCAAACUACUCCUAAUAUUACCGUUCAGGGGAGUCCCGCUCAACCAAAUGACGCUGCUAGCCCUAUCGCUACAGGUGACAUUAGCAUUUGCACGACUUGUGAUGAAGUAAAAGUCGCAUGUGGUUCAAAAUUCAAUCUCCCUAAAGUGAACUCUCAAGGCACUUAUAUUGCUUCAAAUCAAUGUUAUUGUAGUUAUGAUGUGUAUAAUUCUUUGUCUCAAUGUUUGAUUUGCUAUAAUGGCGCAAAUGUGGGAAAUAGUACUUUGGAUAGUCUUGACGAUUGGAACGCUACUUGCACUGUCUUAGGCUCUUCACUCGACCAAAAUAACACGACGCAAUCGAACCAACCUGUUGUUCAGCCAACUAAUAAUAAUAAUAAUGCUACGGAUUCUUCUGAUGAAAAUCUAAUACGUGCAAUAGGCUUUGCUGGAUGUGUUGUUGUUUUAGUCUUACUUUUCAUGGCCAUUGUCAUUUUCAUUAGGAAACGUAAACAUAAGUGGAGAAAAAUCGAGGACUACAACCCUGAUAUAUCAAAACCCACAAAAUCAUUAGAUUUAGUAGAUGAUUACAAACAGACUUCCCAAGAAUACGAUCAAUAUGACGAUGAAACUAUUGGUCAAGCAAUACUACCUGUAGCCGCCGCCCCUGAAAUUAUUACUAUAAUCCCUGAAGUUCAUAUAAUUGAUGAAAAUUCAAUCGUUGAUUUCAGUGAUAAUAUCAUUGAUAGCCAGCUCCAACAACAACAAUACUAUUAUUCUAGUGAACAACAGCAACAUAUUGUCCCUAAUGGAAACGUAUAUUAUUCUAGUGAACCGCAGCAACAUAUGGACCCUAACGGAAAUAUAUAUUACAUUUAA
This is a messenger RNA of Dentiscutata erythropus, 939 nucleotides long. Lineage: Eukaryota; Fungi; Glomeromycota; Glomeromycetes; Diversisporales; Gigasporaceae. The record is from the annotation of a GenBank genome assembly.